AUGGAUGCAGUUCGAUUAUUCCGACGAUUACCGGUUACCCCUCGCUCAUCUAUGAAUAGAAUAUCACUCGAACAAAUCAUACCGCUUCAUGAUGAUGAUCGUUUGGUACCUAUAUCUACGAAAAAGAAGAGUCGUUCCAUAGAAUCAUUGAAUACGAAUCAACCUUCAAGCGAAUUUGCUUAUCCACAAAGAAUCAUUAUCGGGCCAAAAUCAUUGACGAAUCCCUGCUCUUGUCAAGUUACAAUGUGCUAUCGAUCGGACUCAGCUUCAUCUCCUGUCUCACAGCAGCUGAGACGUGAUGAAGUAAUGGUUCAUCAAUUCGGUAGUGAUGGUUCAAGUUGGAUUGUAUUUAAAGGUUUUCUCAAAGAAGCAGAAUUAUUUACCUUCAAAUCUCGCCGGUCGAUCGAUGAUCGGUUUCAUUUGAAACUUGAAAUCAAUGGAUAUCUCGAUACAACAAUAUCCGGAUGUUGUGAGCAUCCAUAUCGUCAUGGUGGACGGAUCGAUGAUGGAGAUAGUUCGUUUUGGAUUGUAACUGUAGAGCAAUACACGUCAUGCACAAAAUGUAAGGAAAGUAAAGAUUCAUCUGAUGACUCUGACGGCGAUGAAGAUGUGAUACUAGGAAAUACAAGUAGCGACGACGAUGAAGAUGAAGAAGAGGAAGAACCUCAGCCUAAAGUCCCACAGAAAUCUCUUGAAGUGGAACCAGCACUACCAUUCAUAGCUAAGGACCCGAAGAAGAUCUCGGCCACAGUUCAGUCUAUAUCCAGUGCACUGUUGUCAUCAACUAAUUCUGAAAUGGCGUCAGAAAAAAGUAUAUUCGUCGAGAAUGAAGCGGCUUUGCUCAAUUUUGUCAAAGAUGCUAUGAAUGAGGCUUUAUCAAAAAAUCAAUCAAAACAAACGAUUCCUCAGCGACGAAUGGGGAAUGUUGAAAAUUUUACUGUUCUGUAUAUCGAUCAAACUGAAGCGCCAGAUCUCAAUCUUCUUCGUUCGACUAUAAACUUUCACCAUGUACUGAACGAUCAAGACACCCUCAGUGCAUUCUUAUCAACACAGAACGACGAACAGUUUAUUGUUAUUAGUCCCGCUCAUCAUGCUCAAACAGUUUUUUCCGAACUUCAAAAACAUAAAUCUAUUCACUCAAUUUACUUACUGUCGAAACAAAUGAAUUCACCCGACUGGAUCAAUGAUUACGAUAAAAUCAUUGGCAUAUAUCCGACUAUUGAAUCAAUUCGUGAUCAUUUACAGAACACGCUGAUCAUUAUCUCAACGCGAAUGAUACCAAUCGAAAUCACUUCGAAAAGUGAUACCACAUUUAAUCAUUGUCAGCUACUAAAAGAAACUCUUCUGCACGAGGAGCACGAAAGUGAUUUGAAGAAAGAUAUGCUCACAUUCUGUCGUUUACACUACGCUGAUAAUCAAGAAGUCCUGCGUGAAAUCGAUGAAUUUGAUAUGUCAUCGACAAAUUUAAAUAGUAUUCAAUGGUACACACGUCCUUGUUUUGUUUCGAAGAUUUUGUCACGUACAUUUCGUACACAAGAAAUCGAUCUCUUAUUUAAGAUGCGUUAUUUCAUUGAAUGUUUACAUAAGCAAAUUCAAUCGAAUGCUUUGAACGAGACAGUGACUAUUUAUACAGUUCUAAAUGUUGAAGACGAAACCAUUCGGAACUUUCAAGAAAAUCUCAAUGGACUUGUCACCUUCGGCUCAUUUCUUCCCGGUACGUUUCAACGUCCAACGCUAACCGAAAACCGACAACGAUUAGUCCUCUUCGUCAUUCGUCUCCAACCCACUUGUGCAGCAAAUAUCGAAUCAUUUCGUUAUACAAAUUGUAAAACGGAUGUUUUAAUCAAUUUCGACACUGUCUUUCGUAUCAUUUCUAUCGAUGACCGACAUAGCAUAAGUUUGGAAUCUAUCUCACGCGACGAUGCUCAAUUUCAACAAAUAACACAACCUCUACGCGAGCAGAUAGCAACACCCGUGAUGCUACUUCAACUAACUCGACUUCUCUUAGCAAUGAAUCAUUAUGCCCAAUGCGAUUAUCUCACGGAACUGAUCUAUCAAGAUAAAUCUCUGGAAAAUAAUGGAACGCUGCUAGCAAGUUUAGCAGCUGCACAUCAUAUGAUAGGUAGUGUCGAUGCAAGUCGACGCGAUUUUGCGACGGCACGUUAUCAAUUCUUCAAAUCUGUACGUGCCUUUCAGCAAUUUCUACCGCCUACCCAUCGAAUGCUAUCCGCUACUUAUAAUAAUAUCGGCAGUAUGUUUACUCAGGAUAAUCGACGUGAUCUUGCGCUUCAUUUCUACGAAAUUGCUGUGGAAUGUCAACUGAAAUCGACGAAACCUGAUAUGGAUUCUGUGGCUACAUAUUCAACAAAUAUAAGCUCUGUUUAUAUUGAACAAAAGAGAUACACUGAAGCUAUUAAACACUUGCAACGAGCGGCAGCGAUACGUGAAAAAAUGCCCAUCGAAGAAAAUAUUAAACCGAUGAUUUCAUUGUUUCAAAAGAUCGCGAGUUGUCUCUGGAACACGAAUAAAUCUUCCGAAGCUUUAGAAUAUUAUAAGAAAACACUAGAUCUUCAACUUCGACUACCUAAUCCAUCACCGCAACCAAUGUCGGUUACCUAUUAUAAUCUGUCGACGGCAUACGAACGACUUGGUGACUAUGAUCAAGCAGCUGUGUGUGCAGAAAAAUCGAUUGAAUAUCUGAAAAUGAUUUCGGAAAAUCAUCCGGAAUUAGAGGAGAAUCAAGCACAAUUGAAUUCAGUUCGAGAGAAACAAUGGCUUAAAAAUGUUUUAGCAGUCAACAAUUAA
This is a messenger RNA of Adineta ricciae, 2805 nucleotides long. NCBI's taxonomy places the organism in Eukaryota, Metazoa, Rotifera, Eurotatoria, Adinetida, Adinetidae. The record is from the annotation of a GenBank genome assembly.